UCUUAAAAUCAGUCCUGAAACCAACAGGGAGCCGAUGUAAAGAGGCUGAACCAGGUGUGAUGUGGUCCAACCUCUGGGUCCUGGUUUACAGCCGAGCAGCUGAGUUCUGAAAAAGGCCUGCCGGGUGGCGUCGCUGUCACACACUAAACCUACUGAGCUUUGAGAGCUUUACUCAAAUUAGUUUUCAAAUGUAUCAAGAGUCUAGCCCCAGAGCCUUUUCCCAGUUACAUCCAAACACAAGGCAGUAACUGGUGCGUGGUGAAUGGCAACUGUAAAAUACCACAUCGUAGAUCUAAAUUUGGACAGUCGGCUUUCUCCAUAAAGGGCUGUCAGCUCUGGAGCACAUUACCAACAGAAAUCAAAUUAAUUCCAGAUAUAAAAUCUUUUACAACAAAGGUUAAGUGCUGGAUAAAAGCAAACCAGAGCUGUACCCAUUUUUAGCUACCUGCACUUUAAAUUACCAAGGUGUAUCGGUGUAUGUGUAUUUUACUGUAUUUCCAUAUCUUUAUUGUGGUUUUAUGUUACUGAAAGCUGUAUAUUUUACCUACACUGUACAUGUAAAAGCCCAAUAGGGACAAGAGUUGAAAAUUAGCAAUAGCUAUAAACUCUCUGUGCAGCAGUUACAUCGUCCCAAUCAAAUUUAAUUAAAAUAAAAAACAAACAAACAAACCGAAUAACAGUUUUCUUUCUGACUAUUUGGUUUUAUGAAUAAAAUAUCUUCCCAACAAAAUAAGAAGAUUAAUGAUGAAACAUUUUUUAUUGGCAGUUUUAUCAUAAAAACAGAAGAGCAUGUUUUCGUACGUAGGAAAUCCGACAAUUUUCCCCAUUCGGUGAACGCAGCGUGAUCGCCGCUUGUUGCCUAGUGACCGGUAACGCUGCGAGUUGAUUCCAACGUGGGAAUCCGCAGAGGGAAGUGGCGUCAAGCCAGAACGAAUGCUAAACGCUACAUCCGGUCACAAGCUUGAAAAUAAAAGCUGGCGAACGCCAAUGAGAAAAUUUCACAAUAUGCCAGUACAAAUUGUGGAAACUAAUUAGCACAAUUAUGUUGAGAAUUAAAGUAUUUUACCGUUUUCGUUUAAAUUAAAACACCGGUGUUCUUAAGAUUUUCUCUUUUGUUUUCGUUAAAGUUUUACUUUGAAGGGUAAUUCACCGUGUUUCCGGUAAAUCCGUGCGCGUGACGCAGCUGUUUGUCUUGAACAUUAAUUCUACUACCAACCUCCGAGAUUACCGCGGCCGGUGCGAUGUUGGACACGGUUACCAACGUUAGAGAAAGACCAAAGUGAUUUUUUUUUUAUUUUAUUUUUUUAUACUUUAUACAGUAUAUUCUCGCUGUUAAUCAAGGCAGGGGUCGUCACAAGCGACAUUUCUUAGCUAAAAUAUGGACGCAGCGGUGCGGUUUUAAGUUUGAUAAGCUAGCUAACGUUAGCUUAACUUUAACUAAUUAACGGCUGUGUUCUCGCACACAAACAAAAAUGUCGGAGGAGAACAUCAGCUUGUAUGACUUGUUGAACUUAUCCAUCGGGACACCUCACAGGGGAGCUGUCAAUUUCGGCGCCCUACACGCCCUGCUCCACGCCGUCCUGAGGCAGCUGAAUAUCCGGGACAUGAAGACCCGGUGGAGGGACACUCCUCUCGGCCACGGGCUCCCUGAUGCUCCGGUGGGUGUCACCGCUGCCAAGCAGGACCACCACGCAGAGGAGGAGCACCAGAUUCAGAGGGACCUCUCCACGGAGGAGCAGGACGACAGGUCCGACACAGAGCUGCAGGAGCGGAUAGCCUCCUCUUCACCUCCGACCCCCUCCUCCGGCCCCGCGGCGGACCGGAGGCUCCGGUCCCGCAUCGAGACCUGCGAGGACGACGUGUCCAAGGCCAUGAAGCUCAUACAGGAGCUCCACAACCAGAAAGACAAUCUGAAGGAGGAGAUUAAGAAGCUCCGCCACCAACAGAAGGUGGCUGGUGCUGAAGCAGAGGCGGUCACCGCUGUGGAGAAGUGCUGCCACCGUGUGGACGCCCUGGAGGAAACUGUGAGCUCACUGAGGGACACAUUUCAGAAGUAUCCAGACCCAGAGUUGCUGAGUCAGUGUGUGACCUGGGAUGUCAUGCAGUCAACUCUGCUCAGUGAGAAGGAAAACCUUCAGAAGGAGCGUGUAAAUUCAGGGGUUGUUGAUCCAGCCACAGUGGUCCAACCCGCAUACACACCUUUCAACAGCAACUUCCCUGCUGUAAACACUGCACCUUCUCACACCAGCACGCCCUCCUCCUCCCACCCUGUCGAGGAUACCGGCAGGCCAGCAGCUCCUAGUUCUCCAUCGAUUUCUGGACAGAUUUCCACUCUCCAGGAAGUGACGGACGCCCGACCAGCCACAGAGGCUCCUUCGGUCCUGUCAGGGCCACCACAGCAGACUCAUCCUAAAACAGGCCAGACGGCUGCUGGUAUGCCCCUGUCUCGAAAGGCCAGCGGCUCAGAGCGCUACCCCGAGACGGUGGAGGCCCUGAGGAACAUCAGCAAACUGAAGGAGAGGUUCAACAAGCUGGAAGCUCGUGUUGCGGCGCUGGAAGAAGGAAAGGUGGACCAUUCGCAGCUGACGCACCUCAGAGAGCUCAUCACUAACAAGGGUUCACAGGAUGCGUCGGAUAACCUGAUGGAUCAACUGAACCAGCAGAGAGCUUUAAUAGACAGCUUGAUGAGUGACCGGGAAAAGCUGGACAAUUUGGAGGACAUGUUUAUGAACCUAACGAGCCAAGACAGAGAAACCACCUCAGAGGCAGCUUCGGGGAGCGCAGACUCAGACAGCAAAGCCUCUCAUGAGCUCAGACAGCAAAUAUCCUACGUCAGGACGUCUGUGAAGAAGCUGGAGGAGGACAUGGAGCAGCUGAAGGCCAAAAAGGCUUUAAGUGAGGAGAGAACAACAGACCCACACCUGCAAGAUCAGCUGGACGACCUGCGAGGCAUGUUGGAGGACAUGAUGCUGUCCUUGACCUCUGAGCUGUCCAGCAGCCUCCAGGACGAGGCUGGGCAGGAUGAGAGCGAUAGCCAGGGCCUCGGUCAGAGUAAAGCGAGAUCAGCGUCCACCACCAGCACAGUAAACACUGGCAGGAAGCUCAGCCGUCUGUUCCAGCACUACGAGCAGCUGCAGGACACAGUGAACAGCCUUCUCCAACAGCAGACUGGAGGCAGAGCAGGGGCACUGAAGGACAUAGAGAAAGUGGAGCUGGUGAACGAUGUGCAGAAGGCGAUCCUGCAGCUUCAAGCAGAGUGUGAAAAGCUGCAUGAAACCACCAGGUGUCUGCACGAGGACAACAGAGAGAAACAGAGCCACAUAGAGGAACUGUACAAGACGACGGAGGAGCUGGAGGAGAAGAAGGCUGACAAGCAGAUGGUUGAGAGUGAAAUCAAAGCAGAUAAAUCUGCUCUGGAGAGCAAAGUGAGCCGUCUGCAGUUCGACUCUGUGACAGAGCAGCUCAACACCAUGUUCCACGAGCUGCUGAACAAGGUGACCGGCCAGGAGCAGGACUGGCACAAAGUCAUCGACAAACUCUCCACUGAGAUGGAGUGUAAGUUGAACAGGAUUGAGUUGGACUCGGUGAAGAAGCAGCUGGAAGGUCGCUGGAAGAAUAUCCACGAGAAGCUGCAGGCUCAGGGAGCUCCAGAGCUCGAUGACGCUGCUGGUUUAAGAAAACAACUCGUGGACAGAUUUCACUGCCUCUCCUGUGACCGACCUGUUGUCAAGUACACCCCCGGACCGCAUUCGGUGAAGCUGCCUUCCUCUCCUGGAUUCCCCUCGCACAAGUCCAUCAGGCCGUUUACUGUGUACGCUCUGGAGCAGUUUCGACAGCACUACAGGAGCCUGAAACCAGGGACCAACCGCUACAACUUUGAGGUAGCUAACCCUGGCAGGAGAAGGGAGCAGCUUCAGAAGAGCCACGCUGUGAUGUGCAGGCAGAUAGAGAGCGUGCAGAAGCGGCUGAAACACUGUGACAGGGCCGGCAGCUGCGACACCGUGAGCAACAACCUGAUCCAGAACCAGCCGGGAACGCUGCACGAGCGUAUCUCUGAGGUGACGGACUACAGUCACCUGCCCGUGUCGCGGAGCUGCGGCGGGAUUCACACAGUCACCUCCGCCGGCCAGCGACGCACCGGCCUGCAGUACAUGAAGCACCACACCCAGACCGAGGUGGACGGGGCGAUUCAGUCGGAGGAGAUUGAUAUCGUCGGCCUGGACGGGCAUAUUUACAGAGGUCGCCUGAACGCACCUGCCAUGAGAAAUACAGAAACUAAACUACCUACAAUUUCUACCAAAGACGGCAUGUUCAAACCUAAAGACAAAGCCAAGUGCUCCCUGUCCCACAAACCCACUACUUCUCCAGGAGGUGGGACACGGCGCUCCGGCUCACCACCCCCACAGUGCCAAGAGUGCCCAGUGCAGCCGCUCAGCCUCCAGCAGCUCGGGUCGGGACUGGCCCGUGUCAGCUCUGGGCUGCACGUCUCAGAGCUCCCUCACUCCGGCUUCACCUGCAGCAGAGAGCAACGCAGAGCCUCCGGCUGACGAGCUGCUCAACCUGUAGGGGGCGACACGAAGCCCUAUACUGUUUUUGAUAUGUAAUUAACUUCUGCAGAGAGAAGGUAACCUGCUUCCACCUUUUUCUAGUUGAAGUUUAUGCACUACAUGUCCCAUAAAUCACCUGUAAAACACUGAGUCCAGCAGUGCGGCGGCUCUUUGGAUUUUUUUUUAUUUUUGUAACUCUGAGUUUCUGUGAUCAGCCACUUUAAACAUUGUUAUUAUUAUUAAUAAUAAUAAUUAUUAUUAUUAAUAAACUUGAGUGUAAAUUUGAUCGCUUCCUGUUGCUCCAGAGGAUUCUUCCAAUCAAUGGGACACAAAGGUUUAUAAGUUGUAACUAAUGGCUUUAUUAAAGGAUAAGUCUCGU
Messenger RNA from Siniperca chuatsi (mandarin fish), 4926 nucleotides. Its product is annotated as glutamine-rich protein 2. Lineage: Eukaryota; Metazoa; Chordata; Actinopteri; Centrarchiformes; Sinipercidae. The transcript is spliced from 20 exons. Bases 1473 to 4547 code for a protein of 1024 amino acids. The record is from RefSeq and is a predicted model, not a curated record.